CCUACAAUCGCAAUCCACGCAUCCGUAACUCCACACGCCGCAAGGGAAGAAGCAUGCAAGCCGUCGGCGAUCAAUCCGCCCGCCAGGCCCCCGCGGUCAUGGGAUCAUCGAAGUUGCGAUACGCGCUGCGAUCCGCCGCAAGGUCCAAGGACGGGAAGCCGUCGGUUCCCGAACCUACUGUCUCAUCGGCUCCAAAGAGCAAUUUAUUUUAUAGAGGAAGGUCAUCUCCUGCAGUAAGCAGGAGUGUAAAUGUUCUCGACCUAUCAGGAAAGGACAAAUCUGCAAAACCUUCACGAAGGCUCUCGAUUCCAACCAAACCUGCUCAUCCCCCUACUAUCAAAAGCAUGACUCCGAUCUCAGAGGCUAGAGCAAGAAUAUCCAAUAUUCAGGGGAAGAGUGAUACUCCACGGUCAGAUAUAUCAAAGUCCAUGACCAAGCGGAAAUUCAAUGUCCUAUCAUCUGUUUCUUACUGGUUAACACAGAUCAAGCUGUCAGAGUCAGCUUCAUGGCAUUCAAUUUCACUUGGUUUUUUCAAGCUUGCACUGGAAUCAGGUUGUGAGCCUUCCAGUCGAGUGCGAGAAGAGCUUAAAUCAUACAUACAAAGGCAUAACCUUCUGACUGAGCAAAAGGAGUAUGUCAAAGACUUGCUUCAGAACUACAAUAUAGUUGAGGAUUUGGACAAGUUAAAUAUUUCGGAGAGCUGCUCGAAGUUACCUGAGGAGGUGACUCAGAAGUCGGACAAGGACAGAAGCAAAACUCGAAGUAUGAAACCCAAGUCAUUAAACUCAGAAAAUCUUGCUGUUGUUGCAAACUCAAACAAUAAGGACAUUAUUCAAAGGAGACAACCUACAUAUAAAAACCGAGGCUUGUAUUCCAAAGAUGCAGUAAAUUGUGUGCCUAUGAAAGAUACUAACAGUAUUAAUACUCGGAAGAAUUCUCAGAAACCCAGGACAAAACCUGUCAACGAAAAUACAGAAGUUGAGAGUUCACAAAAUCCUACUGAAACAGGUAAUAACGCUAACUCAUCACCUGUGGGGGAGACAUUGCAUGAAAACAAGGAGAAUACGGAUGUCAUAAUUGAGGAAACCAGCUGUGCUGAAGAAAUUCAAGUGAAUUAAACCAACUUCAUAUUCAAAUUUUAUUGCCGAAUGUGAGUAUUGUGGUUUUUUAGUUUGUAAAUGGCUGUCUUGAUGGGUUUGUGAGUUUUAUUGGAGACUUUUUUCUACAAAAAGGAUUAAAGGAGAAGUUUGUCUUCUGAAAUUGUAAGUGUGUUAAUCGUGCUUGUAGUGUUUUGUCAAAGUGAAUUGCAAAUUUAUUGUAGUAUAUUCUACUA
This is a messenger RNA of Musa acuminata subsp. malaccensis (wild Malaysian banana), 1333 nucleotides long. NCBI's taxonomy places the organism in Eukaryota, Viridiplantae, Streptophyta, Magnoliopsida, Zingiberales, Musaceae. The record is from RefSeq and is a predicted model, not a curated record.